ACGUUCGUUCGCGCAAGUGCAAUUCGCGGUGGGAGAUCUCUUGUAUCAUCUGGGGGGUUUAAAGUAGUGGGGAAUCUUUGAAAGAGCGGAUUAAACGCGAAGCAGCUAUCACCGCGUAUAUACCAGUACUAUUGGCAUGUUCCGACAAAUACGCGUUUUGAGCUCAUAUGAGCAUUAUAUAUUAAUUAAACGUUUUAUUUGCGAUGAUUUGCGAGUGUACCGCCAGAGCACGCGAUUAACUAAAUGGCUUACAUAACUUGCGCGGUAACAUUAAUUAUUUCGAAUAAACCGCAUACAUUUUAUUUUUCAUAUCGUGAAUAUUAUUUUAAUAAAUCCGAAUUAGUGACAAUCUUUAAUAACUACGUGAAUACGAUUAGUGAAAGUCACCCUUAUUGGAGCACUCUUUCGUUUCUUCUCAUGAAUACGAAAUAGAGUUGCCGGUUCUUGGCUCGCUCAAUUGGCACUUAUGUGUUUUUUAAUGUUUUGUUAAAAUCGACAAUAAAAACCAUGUGCAGUGCUGAAUAAUAAUUAAAUAUCAAAGUUAUUUCUAAAAGUAAUUCAACAAGAACGAAUUUUAAAUAAUUAAAAUGUGUUGCAUAUGAAUUUAAACGUGGCGGUGACCUAGAAACAAUUCAAAGUAGUAACUUUAUCAUUGGAGUAGACAAAUCUCGCAACGGUGCCAAGAAAAAACCAAGUGGGGGAUUAAGAAAUGCGAUCAUUGUUCGUUCAGAUUGUUGUGUGACAAUGAGUUACGUUUGGACUAUGAAAUUCGACUUAUGAAAUUCGCGCCACGAAACAAAAUUUCUUUUUGAAUUAUCAUGAAUAUAUUUAUUUUGUAUUUCAACAAAUUAUAUAUAUUAUUCUAUAAAAUUUCUAAAGUUUCAAUUAAAAUGAAAAAAAAAAUUGAAAAAAGAAUUUGAUAAUAUAACAAAAAUAACAAAAAUACGAAAAAUAACAAAGAGAAAAUCACAUGCGGUAACGAUUGUUAUCGGCAAUAAUAGACAAGAGUCGUUAUUGAAUUAUUUGGUGAAAUUUCUUUUCUGCGAUUGUUCUAGUUCGUGCUCAAAGACGUGCCAAUGGUUAAGCAUUCCAUCUAUAAAACGCGUAGUUCACGUUUGCUGUGGAGUUGACGCACUGCCCGCGAUCGUUGCAUGAUAUCUCAUGUUUUUUGGAACACGCGGUCGUGUAUGUGUUCCAGUCUCGCGUCUCGUGCACGAAUUUUACGGUGACCUUUAACGGACAUAUAUUGAAUCAAGCGUGUGCCGAAAGUGCGGUGAAGUAAAAACGAAGUGUUGUGGCUUAUCACACGUGAAGAUGGAGGAUACAGAAGCCAAAAUCAUACCGGGAAUCAGCAUGUCCGUACUCAUACUCAUGAGCACGCUGUUUCUUGGCGGUGUGGUCCUUGUAGUCGGUUACAUUGUUAGCCGGUUGUCACAGUCCAAUAAAUCUUCAGAUUCAACGAAAAAUGUCACAGAAUCGGAUAAAGUGAAGUUCGAAGAACCAAGAGAUUCGACGAGCGGAUCGAUUGGGGCGGCCGGCGGUAGCAACAAACGUGCUAAAAACAAGAAGAGACGCGAAACGCAACAAGAGUUCACGCAUUCUUGGGUGGUUGGCGCGCUGAAGGGACACACGGGCCCUGUCCUCGACAUGAAUUUUUCCAGUAAUGGAAAAUUCAUUGCAUCUUGUGCUGAAGAUAGGACUGUUCUCUUAUGGUAUACAAAAGAAUUGACAAUAAAAGAAAAAAGAUCGCUUCGUGUUAAUGUUGAAUUUGAUCAUGCCACAUUAGUACGUUGGUCUCCUGACGGUAAAGCUUUUCUUAUACAUAAGGCUGUAGCAAAUACUAUUGAAGUUUAUAAAAUUUCCAAAAAAUCAGAUGGUACUUUAGCUUCUGCAGCUAAAGCUCUAGAAUUUUCAAAGCGACAUACUGAAGAUGUAGUUGGCAUGGAUAUUGCAUGUACAGGAAAAUAUAUUAUUACAUGCAGUAAAUUAAAUGAUCUUAUAGUAUGGGAUCUUAAAGGACAGAUUCUUACAACUAUAGAAUUACAUCUUGGAUCAACAUAUAGAGCUCGAAUAUCACCUUGUGGACGUUUCAUUGGCACAUCUGGAUUUACUCCCGACGUGAAUAUAUGGGAAGUAGUAUUUAGUAAAUCAGGAGAAUUUAAACAAGUAGCAAAGGCAUUUGAUCUUGCUGGUCAUUCAUCUGGAAUACUUGAUUUUACAUUUAGUGCUGAUAGUAGUAGUAUGGCAACUGUAUCAAAAGAUGGAACUUAUCGUUUAUAUGAUACAAAAAUUGAAUUUGAAAAAGGAGAAGAUCCUCAUGUACUUCAAACUGUACAAUGGGAAAAUACAACAAUAGCUAAUAUUAUGCUCUCUCCUAACACUGAAGUUUUGGUGAUAUCUCAUGGAUCUUCAUUAAGUUUUUACUCUACAAUUACUGGUUUGUUAGAUACUACAAUAGAAGAUAUUUUUUUAGGACCUAUUACAUGCCUAGCUUUUGAUACUGUAGGAGAAUAUAUCUUGGUUGCUGGAGAUAGACAUAUAAAGGUUUUUCGCAACGUUACUGGUUAUCGAGUGGCAAUUGAAUCUGCCAGACGCAAACUUAUGCAAAAGCAAACUUCGGCUACAAAAGAACGUUUAGAAAAACUCAUUGAAGAUAAUAGAAAAUUUCUUCAAAUAAUGGGAGAAAAGUGUCCUUAAUGAAAUAAUUGUAAAGUUUUUUUGAAGGCCAAUAAUUUUAAAAUUGCAUUUAAAAAAGAUUGUUUGUAACAUAAUUUUUUA
Molecule: messenger RNA, 2778 nt
Organism: Apis laboriosa (Himalayan honeybee)
Lineage: Eukaryota; Metazoa; Arthropoda; Insecta; Hymenoptera; Apidae
Product: transducin beta-like protein 2
Exons: 7
Coding region: 1315-2697 (460 amino acids)
Biological process (GO): endoplasmic reticulum unfolded protein response
Cellular component (GO): endoplasmic reticulum
Molecular function (GO): protein binding
Source: RefSeq, a predicted model, not a curated record